AUGGAGAACCCCCCUACGGAAGACGCGGUCACACUGCAGUGCACACUGCAAUACGCAAUGCACAAAAACGACGUCAAAAGCGAGGUCAAAAAUGUAGUUCAAAAUGAAGAGGAAGACAUAACGAAUUUUAUAAUUAGCAAAAAAAUGAACUUGACAAAGGAAAAAAAUGAAAAUGUAAAAAAUAUGAAAAAAUUAAUUUCAAAACAUCCAGACAUUUUUAUCAAGUCGUCUAUCCUGUCGAGAGAGUUCCAGCAAAAUGUCCACGACAUCCAAAUCGUUGUCGAUGACUUAAGAAGUAAUUGCGAGAAAAUUGUAGCCUUGUUCGAGGAGGGUCAUCUUAAGAGCAGCAUGGAAGGGAUGAACCUUUCCAACAGUGUACAUGACAACACAAGGAGUGGCCUUCCGGCAGACAUGCUUAAAAUUCCUUUAAUAAUUCACCGGAGUAACGAGAAGGGAGACGUGCACGAAAGCAUGAAGUAUGUGCCCCUGUGUGGAAGGGUGAAAUUAUAUCUGUGUGCAUUGUGUAGAUCCAAAUCGAAUGAUCACAAUUUGGUCAACUACCUACGCAGUUAUAAAAAAAAACUCAACAAAGAGAUAAAGAAAACGAGGGAACUUAUCUUCCAGUUGGUUAUGAAAUGUGAUGAUGUGGCCACCUUGAAAGUAUACCUUCAAUAUCUGGCCAACAUACGAGAUUAUUUUUUGUUACCUCCAGGGGGAGUAACAACGAAUGAAAAGUUUUCAAGCGAAAUGAACAAUGGUGAAAAUUGCCUGAACGGGUUAGGUGAAAAACGGGAAAACAACAUGACCCGUUCAGGCAGUUUCUUGAAUUGCAAAGAUGGGAAAAUGACAAACGAGGAGUACACGCAGCACACAUUCUUAACGCUCAAGCACUUUUGCAUACUACAGUCAGUGAAGGAUCAAUUGGAGAAAAAAAUAAGCAAGCAAAGAACGAACAACUCGUUGAGUGCACAUGAAAUUGUGCAAAUAUUUUUGCAUGAAAUUGCAAACUUGAGAAGCAGCUACGAGAAGCUGUUCCAUUCCGUGGACGCCAAUCUCUUUAGGCACAUCGUGUUUCUUUACUAUUUCGCGCUUUCCCUUGUGCAUAUAAAGAUAAAGCAGGGGAGUACUGCCUCACCAGGAGGCGGCGCGAACAAGUUCGAUGUAGAGAACUGCGACGUAAAGACGCGUGAGGGGAAUACGCACCACACGGAUACAUGCAGCGAACAGUUGCUGAACAAACUCAACCGAGAAUACAUCGCAAGCAAAUUGGCAAAUUGUACGAAAGAGGCGAACACGUCGUCCAGACAGACCAACAUCGAAGAAGGGGGACAACUCCCGCUGCGCCUUUUUUCCAACCAAAGGUACCCCUUUGUAAAUGUAAAUAGCGCCCUCUUCAACUACAUGUAUUACUGUGUUUUCUUCAAGUGUGAAAAGGACGUUUGUUUCCAUCCACGAGUGAGCGAACAUGAAGAGGAAAAACUGCCACACUGGGGUGAAAAUCAAACGACAUCUCCCCACAGGAAUAAAAAAAUAAAUUCGAAAGAAAGGCCACAUGAAUAUGCAAAUACGGCACACACAAAUCACUGCUCUUGGGUGAAUUCCUUGUACGAGGAGGGAAACACAAAAUGGAAACGAAAAAAACAAAAUGAACAGACAACAAAAAUGAGGCACCAUAUUCUUACCCAUUACAUAUCAAUACAGGCGUUAGUUCAAAGGGCAAGUAUAAAAGACUCAGUGGAAAAUUUGUUCCAGUGUCGAAAGAGUUACGAACAAACUGCUUUCACGAAUGAAAACAGGAAGGUCAUUUUCAUAAAGGGGUUAAAUGCGCCUGUCCUAUUUAAUAAUAUGUUAAAUAAAAUUUUCAUCCUGUACGUUUACCAUUUUUUGGAGAAAACCAAUUUUCACUUUUAUGAGAGCGUUUUAUUUUUUGAUGAGAGUGAGCAGGAGGAGUUUGUUCGGUCGGAGAAGAACAUCCUAUGGGUCCUACGCGAGCACCUUCGCGAGCACCUGCGCAGUGGAAAGGGGGCGAGUGGUCAGCUGCAGGGGGAGCAGCUAGGCGUGCAGCUCAACGAACCGCUCAACGACACCGGGGGAACCCCACUGCAGCGCGCGCAACAUAAGCUGAAGCACGCCUUCCUAAACUCCUACUUCCUCAACCUCCUGUUCAUCCUGAAAAGCAUAAAGCACUACGUAGACAAGUCCAUAACCUGCGUCGUCAUUUUAUUAUUUGAAGACUCCUUCAAGAGGGUGAUAAAGAAUUUGGUCAUGAUUUAUUUGGGGAAUCAAAAUAUGUACCUGAAGUAUUCCACGUUUCACUUAAUCAUGGAGUCACUUUUUAAAAUCAUUUUCCCCUUCACCUUUUUGUUCCUGUCGGAUGUUUUCCAAGUGGACACCUCGAGAUCGACGGAGAGCAUCUUUAAUGUUCUGGACAGCUACGGAGUUGGCGCGUGA
Molecule: messenger RNA, 2451 nt
Organism: Plasmodium fragile
Lineage: Eukaryota; Apicomplexa; Aconoidasida; Haemosporida; Plasmodiidae
Exons: 2
Coding region: 1-2451 (816 amino acids)
Source: RefSeq, a predicted model, not a curated record